Molecule: messenger RNA, 678 nt
Organism: Aspergillus sclerotioniger CBS 115572
Lineage: Eukaryota; Fungi; Ascomycota; Eurotiomycetes; Eurotiales; Aspergillaceae
Exons: 4
Coding region: 1-678 (225 amino acids)
Source: RefSeq, a predicted model, not a curated record
AUGCUCAAAGUCCUUGUCCUGAGUGAACCACUCCACGCUCUGAGGACCUAUCUUCGUGUGGCAGACAAUGUUUGGGCAUUGCUAUGGUACGCUGCACCUUUCAGGCCCGUGGCCGAAGAUGUAUCUUGGACAAGACUACCUGUUCCUUCUGAUCUCCGUGACAAUGGCAUGCAAAUGUUGAGACACGGUGCCGGAUCCACAACCGAUGCCGAAUGCCUUGAUGAUUGCCGGCCAAAGACCAUGACGUCUGCUGAUAAAUCCGAUGGCUUUGCGAGCACCGUGGUGACCAUCAGAAAUGCAAAUCCCGGUACAUGUAGUGUGGGCGGACAGGUCUGGUCAGCCAUCACAAUCGACGGGCAGAAGAUGGUACGGCAGAUGACCCCUCGUACACACUAUUAUGGCGGAGAACGUUUUCAUACGGUCCCCCGGCGGGCAUGUCAGCCUAGAGGAAUGGCUUCGGCCCACCGCGUACCUGGCCGACUUCGGCGACUUCAACCGCACCAAGCUGCUGCUAGCCAGUCGCCCACUCCCAUCCAGCAGGUCCUAAAUACCCCGAGCGUACUGUCUGUCCGCCUUGAGAAUCGUGAGCUCAACGGGAACAUUGCGCUGUUUGUGCAGUACCGUCUGGAUCGUGCUGAGUUUCCUCCCCCGUCCGUCCAAGAGAAACCCGGCAGAUGA